UCCCCUUCUCUUCCUCGCCGGCUUCCAUUUCUUACCCAUUUCACUCUCCUGAUCUCCUCCAUUCUCCGACCUUUUGCAAGCAAAUAUGCUUCCUCCCACCAUGACUAAAGCCUAAUCAUUUCUCUCUCCAUCCAUCUCUUGUUCGAGCAGUCUUUCUCUUCCGUGCUGUUUACUCUCAUCAAUUAUGGCGACGCCGAAACCCCAGAGUUCCCCCGAAGAAAUCGAGGACAUAAUCCUCCGCAAAAUCCUUCUAGUCACGCUCGCUACUCCUGCCCAUGGCGCCGAUCCCAGAAUCAUUUACUUGGAGAUGACCGCUGCCGAGAUUCUCAGCGAAGGUAAAGACUUGAGGCUUAAUUGCGAUGUGGUAGAAAGGGUGCUAAUUGAUCGCUUGUCCGGCGAUUUCCCUGAUGCCGAAGCUGCGUUUGCUUACCUACUCGGAUGUUAUCGCCGGGCUGUUGAUGAACUGAAGAAGGUCGCCAACAUGAAGGACAAAACCGUCAAAUCUCAGGUGGAGGUGUCCAUCAAGCAGGCUAAGAAGCUAUUCGUUAAUGAGUAACCAUAUUUGCGUAGCAGCCCAGGAUGUUGGACUCGUUUGAGUCCUGGAGUGAAAUUAGAAGUCUCGUAAGCGUUAGCGGAAUUGUUAAAAGCUUAUUUUUUUCGACAACGAGUGGGAAACUCUCUUCUAUAUUGAUCAGGGUUGAGAAUGGUUUGAUCAGUUAAAUCGUUAUUUAGCUCAAACCUUGAGGACAAGGUUUAUUAAAGGGUCGGGGAGGAUUGUUACGUGAUUUCCUUUUUUCCUACCAUUAUUAUCACCAUCACUAUUAGAGUAUGUAUGUGUUUGUUGCAGAAAAAAACAUACUGUAAACCUCCUAAUGCAAUAAAACAACCCACAAAAAAUAUACCGGAAACCUCCUAAUGCAAACCACAAAUUCGCUAAAACAUAUCAGAAACUCCACAAAGCAAACCAUAAAUAUUUUGAAAAGCACACCAGAAACCCCCUAAUGCAAACCACAAACACGGUAAAGCAAACCAAAAACGUCCUAAUGCAGACCACAAAUAUAUUAAAGCAAACCAGAAAUCUCGCAAAGCAAACCACAAAAGUUUCGAAAGCACACCAGAAACUUCUUAAUGCAAACCAGAAACCUCCUAAUGCAUACCACAAAUCUCCUAAAACAAACCACAAACCUCACAAAGCAAACCACAACAUUUGCGAAAGCACACAAGAAACCUCUUAAUGCAAACCACAAACACAGUAAAUCAAACCACAAAAAAAGCAAACCAUAAACGUCCUAAUGCAAACCACAAAUAUAUUAAAACAAACCAGAAACCUCACAAUGCAAACCACAAAGUUUUUGAAAGCAAACCAGAAACUUCUCAAUGCAAACCACAAACACGAUAAAGCAAACCACAAAAGGCAUAAAAAAUAUGAGAAACCAAACCAUAAAUCGCACAAUGCUAACCAUAACAUUCGGUGAUCGUUGACCGUUGACCGGUCAACGAAGACCGUUGACCGAACUCCGAUGACCGUCAGUGACCGGAUUCCGGCACUGAUAGGCAUAUUCCGGCCCCGAUGACUAGAUUCUGACGCCAGUAAGCAUAUUCCGACGUCGGUAAGCAUAUUCCGGCGACGAUGAGCAUAUUCCGGCGACGGUGAGCAUAUUCCGACACCGGUAAGCAUAUUCCGGCGACAAAAACAUAUUCCGGCGACAAAAAGCAUAUUCCGGUGACCGACGACCACUUUCCGGCGACCAAAUUUUUGGGCAUAAAAUAAUAAUUUUUUUAUUUAUUAUUUAAACAGAUUUUUCAUAAUGACAAUUAUACCCCUGCUUUGAUUUUACACUAGGUCAACUCAAUUAAUAAAAAGUCAUUACAUCUCUACCUUCCUAUUGGUGGAAGACUUGUGUUGUCACUAUAACAACACAAGGGGUGUUGUCAUAGUAACCUAUCCCAUGCGGAAGGUAUGUAUUGUAUCAUCAUCUUCUAUGUAUCUGUUUAGUUUAGUUCAAUUGAUCGUGUAAUUUGAUUGGUAUUUAAGUUUUUCCUCUGUAUUUCACGUGGCAGCAUGAGAUUUUACCUGCAUAAUUGAUUUCCCGGAUAGCUUCUCUUAAGUAAGUUUUCUUCAUGGUACUCUUGUUUGCCGUCCUUUCAAUUUUUGAAUUUAAUUUAAGGGGUUGCAUUCCGUUUUUGCUGUAAAAUGAUGAUAAUGUAGGCAUGGGGGCACUUGUAAAGUAUUGAAGAACUUGCUCAAGCAUAAAUUGGUGCACCAUGACUCCUCAAAAUGUGAGCUUUAGUCCUUAUGGUUCUUCAUUGGAUGUUUAUCUGGGUUCAACAAUGGGUUCCGGCUUACCUAUCUUGGGUACGAUUUCCUCGCGAUUAGAACCUUGGUCAAUCGAGGAGUCAUCGCAUCUGUUGGCCGUCAAAUUGGGGUUGGAAAAGAGUCUGGUAAGUUAUGAAAUGUUUGUUUCUGUGACUUUAUGGUGGAAAGAAAUGCUUUUUUUGUUCCAUUUUAGUUUGAUUUCAGUCGUACAAUGAGAAUAUCUUGUUGAAAUUUUGUUUGACCUUCGUCUGGCACAGAUAUCUUUGAAGUGACUAUAGAGGAUGGUACAGUUUUGGCUAUGAAGCUGCACAGACUUGGUAGAACUUCUUUCAAGGCUAUGAAAUCGAAGCGUGAUUACCUGAGACAUCGAAGUAGUUUUAGUUGGCUCUAUUUUCCUCGACUCGCAACACUCAAGGAGUUUGCUUUUAUGAAGGUUAGGAGGUGUCAUGGUGCAGACUUGGGUUGUUCUUUUGUUAUAUUGCUUCUGACAAGGUUUUAUUGCUGGGACAGGCUCUGGAAGAUCAUUGUUUUCCUGUUCUGAAAGCUGUGGAUUGUAAUAGACACUAUGUGAUUAUGUCCCUUGUUCAAGGCUACUCAUUGUAAGUACUGCACUUGUUUAUGCAUUAGCUGCAACUCUAGAAUCAAGAAUAACGUUAUAUCCUUUAGGUUGUUUGCUGCCAGUGAGGAAAUUGCAGAAUCCAGAAGUUGUUUUUGAAAUAGUUCUCGGUCUUAUCGUUCGUCUGGCAGAACACGGGCUCAUUCAUUGUGACUUCAAUGAAUUUAAUAUUAUGGUACGUUAUACGGGUCUCAGACAUGAGUAAACUUACAUGUCUUACUUUCAACUUGCUGUCAUUGAAACAUGUUACUGUGUCAUUUGUAGAUUGAUGAUGAUGAAAAGGAGACCAUGAUUGAUUUUCCCCAGAUGGUAUCUAUGUCUCAUCGAAACGCACAAAUGUGAGCUAUUGCUUUCUCUCUUCUUUUUUAUGAUAUCUUUUAGUUUUGUUCAGUGUUAAAUGUUCAAUUCGUUUCUCAAAUGUUCUGCAGGUUCUUCGACCGUGGUGUUGAAUGCAUCUAUAAGUUCUUUGCCAAGAAGUCAGUCUAAAUUUUGAUUCAAGCAUAUUCAGAAGCCAGCCCUCUCAUCUCUUUAAUAUUUCAGUAUGACCUUAAUGUAGAGUUGUGACGGUUUUCCUAUAUCUUCUUGGAUUCUUUUCCCCUUCUAUCAUUAGUUUAAAACAUGCCCCUCUCUAUAGAGUUGAUUAAUGUUUGAGCUGGUUGAAACAUCAUAUACUAAUUUGACAUUCUAUUCGUGAACUUUUCACCUUAGUCUGCUUGGCUCGUACCCUAGAAGUCGACUCAUAUGUGCUGUAGCUAGAGAUUCUAACCGGAUUUUCCAUAUGUAGGUACAACCUCUCUUUUCAGGAUGAUGUCGAUGAUAAGAAUUCUGCAGAGUAAGACAUUGACGAAGCUGGGAGACCUUCGUUUUCCUUGAUUUCUAAGUCUUCUGGUUGUCUCGAUAAGGAACUUGCUCCUAGUGGAUUCACACGGAAGGAUCAAGAUAAUAUGGAGAAGGUAUGAAUUAGGUGUUUUUCCUAGUAAAACAUUUACAUCCUUGGUUCUUUAUCUCCUAUCCAUACCAAUCAAUCUGUGGAUUAACAAAUUAGUUUCUUUCAAAUAUCAAUGAAGUUAUGCUUGGAUU
Linum trigynum is the source of this 4013-nucleotide messenger RNA. NCBI's taxonomy places the organism in Eukaryota, Viridiplantae, Streptophyta, Magnoliopsida, Malpighiales, Linaceae. The record is from the annotation of a GenBank genome assembly.